This is a messenger RNA of Amphimedon queenslandica, 2139 nucleotides long. RefSeq names its product FMRFamide-activated amiloride-sensitive sodium channel-like. Bases 95 to 1525 code for a protein of 476 amino acids. Gene Ontology annotation, molecular function: ligand-gated sodium channel activity. Gene Ontology annotation, cellular component: plasma membrane. The transcript has 2 exons. Gene Ontology annotation, biological process: sodium ion transmembrane transport. The record is from RefSeq and is a predicted model, not a curated record. NCBI's taxonomy places the organism in Eukaryota, Metazoa, Porifera, Demospongiae, Haplosclerida, Niphatidae.
UGAGCCUGCAGAAAAAUUGGUCUGUAGAUUUAUAUAGUCUGGAGAACAUUAAUUUGUGGUGUGGUGACUGAGUACUAUAAGGUAAACUAUAAUAAUGACUAAGAAAGAAUUCAAAUGGAGCGAUCAAUACUUCAAUGAUUUUGUCGAAACGACUACAAUCAAUGGAGUUUUUCAUAUUUUCAGGGGGCGAUCAAAAACUAGACGCCUCUUGUGGGGGUUGCUAUUCUUAAUUUCAUUCGUCUCAUGCACUAUCGUAUUAGGCUUCAGUUUUAAGCGAUACUCUGAGAAACCCACUGUAUCUGCAAUCAAUGUUAUCUCAGAAGAGAACGGGAUGCCUUUUCCAUCUGUUACCGUGUGCAAUCGGAAUUUUUAUAAAUAUCCCAACAUUAGUAAUGAGACAGACACUCUCAUUCACCAUCUCUUCCAUUCAAGUGGUUUUUUACAAAACAUAAAUCGCACGCAGGAAUGUAAAAUAGAUGAGGAUACACCUGACUUUAAAUUGCAAGAUUUGUUGAUACCAAAAGAGAACAACUUCAUUUAUUAUUGUGCCCUCAGUUAUCAAGCUGAAAGUGAAGUCAUGUUGUGCAAGGAUAUGUUCUUUCCUACAUUAACUCCAGCAGGUAUCUGCUACACAUUUAAUGGCGUUAGAAGCAAAACAAGAGCUCUGAACAUGACAACAACUGGCAAAAGGUAUGGCCUGAGACUAAUACUGAACAUUGAACAAGAAACGCAUCUGGCAUUUGAUGGAGUUGCUGGAGUUCAAGUGAUUGUUCAUGAAUCAAAUGACAUUCCUCGUCCAAAUCUGCAUGGUAUUGGUGUACCACCUGGUCAGAAUGUUGAUAUUGGGGUGAAAAGGGCAAUUUCAUCUGACGAAACUGAUCAAGAUGCAUGCAUCGAAAAUAAUGAAAAAGAUCUCCCUUUUUUACCAGGUGUUGUGUAUUCUCAGUAUGCCUGUCGACAGAAUGAGCUCUAUGAAAGCUUGGCAGAUAAAAACUUGUGCAAUUGCAUUAUUGAUCCAUUUGAAUUAGACAAUGCUACUUGCUUCCUCCAUGACCUCUGCUGUUUACAGCAACAAUUCACUGAGCAUGAUCGUAACAGUAGCUGUAGGCCACCAUGCAAGUAUACCUAUUUUGACAUAAUUAAUAGCUACUCCAGUUUUCCCGAAGGACACGCUCUUACAGAAAUUAAAAACUCAAUCAACACCUCUGAUGAUUAUGUCAAGAAAAAUUUUCUCUCUGUCAGUGUCUUUUUGCAAGCUCUAGAAACAAGAGAAACAACAACACGAUAUUCAUAUGGGGUAGUUGAACUAUUAGGAGAAUUAGGCGGAAAUCUUGGAUUGUUUCUUGGCAUCAGCAUUAUAUCAGUCAUGGAAUUAUUGGUUCUGGUUGUUGAUGAGCUUAAAAAGUGUGUCUGUCCCAAGAAAGUCAAACAAAAGUUUAAAAAGUUUGAUGAAAAGCUUAAAUGCAUUCCCGAUUGUGUUGAGCAAGAGGAAAAAAAUGAAAUACAGGCUCUGACUAACUUCUGACACAAUGAUUAAUAAUAAUAAUAAGUGCUGAACUUAAUAAAACUGCAUAAUUUUAUAUUCUCUGUGUCGUCCUUUGCUGAUUUUUAGAUUAGCUAGAUUAUAAUAGAUUUAUUAAUUAUUAGACUAAGUACCUACCUGAUGACGCAUGAUCAUGAGUUACUAUUCAGGCAUAUGAGCUGUAGAUACAUACCAGUACUUGUUAAAUACUGAUACUUGUCCAGUUGUUUUGGGAGUUAAGUUAAACCAGGUAAGAUUUACAGCUGUAUAAUAUCUUUAGCAUGUUUUCUGCAUAAAUUAUUUUAUAUAAACCUAAACCUAAAUAGAUAAUUAAAAUUUGCUCGAUUUUGUAGAUGGUAGUAAGUAAGUCUAUCUGUUGUAUAAAAGAGAAGAUUGAUCAGUUGUAGUAUAGAGUGAUGGAGCUAAAACCACAGUUAGAAGGAAGAAGGGUAACUAGUGCUGUAAUGAUUAGAGAUGGGGUCAAGCACUUGGUGCUUGUACUUAAGCACAAAUGAGCACAGCUUUCAAAGUGCUUAGUGCUGCUUGGCAAUAUAAUUUAUGUGUACUUUAUUGCUUUUACAAAUUUACAAAAGUGCUUUUAAGCACAGCAAGAAUAA